AUGAAUCGAAACAUUGCUCCUUCUAAAAUGUUCGACCGAAAAGCUCGGCGUAACGAAAAGGCUAGACAAAGAUAUGCCUCUUUAACUGAGGAGCAGAAAGAAAUCCAACGACAAAAACGCCGUGAUGCCUAUAAAAGUAAAAAUAAAAAGACAAAGACUACUUUUACGUCUUCAUUAGUAUUGAGAGGAAAAGAUGAUGAGCACACCAGUAAUAAGCAACUGUUACAGCAGGCUUUUCGCAUUUGUGAACCUAACUGUGGUCAUAAGCACCACCGUGAGUUAUACUUUCAUGAUACUGAACAUGAAAUCGCAAAUCGAUUGGCUUUUUCAACAAAACUAACUGAGAGCAUAGUGGUGAAACUCAUGGAACUCAUGAAAAGUAACCCUUAUGCUUGCUUUUUCCGAAGCCUGAGACAUGUUCCAGACUUGGACAAUUAUCAAAUAGUCCUGAAAUCUUACUGUCAAACUGAUCAGCGAGUCUUUAACAAGCCAACAGUAUCCCAAGUAGCUGCACCGUGGGUUGAAGGUGAAAACUCACAGGACAGCUAUGCUAGACACAUUCAAGUAUACACAAAAGAGGGUCACAGUCGUAGAAUUCAAUAUUACUAUGGCUGUUAUGAUCCAUUGCAGUAUCCACUUCUAUUUCCCUUUGGCGAAACAGGGUGGCAACCUGGAAUUCAGAGAUCUGGCACUGCUUUCAAAAACUUUGAGAAUUCAAAGGAGAAUGUGUCCAUGCGUGAAUACUAUGCAUAUAGGUUCCAGAUGAGGGAGAAAAAUAAACCAAAUAUUCUUAAUACUGCCCGUGCAUUUCAACAGUAUGUAGUGGACAUGUACGUAAAAAUUGAGAGUCAAAGGCUUGAUUUUUUCCGGCAUAGGCAACAACAAAUUAGGACUGAGCAAUUACAGGGUGUUAUGGAUUCUGUAGUUGAGGGCCAAUGUAGAGGUUCAAAAGUAGGGCAACGAGUAAUUUUGCCAGCAUCUUUUAUAGGAGGCCCGCGUGAUAUGAAAAGAAGGUAUGUUGAUGCUAUGGCCUUAGUUCAAAAAUUCGGAAAACCUAACAUUUUUUUAACAAUGACUUGUAACCCAUCAUGGCCAGAAAUCAAAGAAAACUUACUGCCCACUGAUGAGUCUCAAAACCGUGUUGAUCUUUCUGCUAGAGUUUUUCAUGCCAAGUUAGAAAUUUUAAAAGAAGAGUUGUUUAAGAAAGAGGUAUUGGGUAAAGUAGCUGCUUACACCUAUGUUGUUGAAUUCCCAAAAUGGGGGUUGCCGCAUGCACAUUUCUUAAUAAUUUUACACCCAACGUCUAAAUUAUAUUCAACGGAAUCCUAUGAUCACAUUGUUUCUGCUGAGAUUCCUGACAAGAAAGAGCAUCCACACUUGUUUAAAAUGGUUCGCAAACACAUGAUACAUGGUCCUUGUGGCAAUAAAAAUGCAGAUAACGUGUGUAUGCAAGGUACAACUGUUAAAAAAUGCAAAACUCAUUAUCCUAAACAGUGGGCAGAAAAGACUACACAAUCUGAAAAUUCUUAUCCAACAUAUAGGCGGAGGAACAAUGGAGAAAAGGUAAAAGUUCGAGGCCAUGAAUUGGAUAAUAGAUGGGUGGUUCCAUAUAAUCCUUACUUGUUAGCAAAAUUCAAUUGCCAUAUGAAUGUUGAAAUUUGCUCAACAAUAAAGGUAGUCAAGUAUACUUAUAAGUACAUAUAUAAGGGACAUGAUAAAAUACACUUUGCUGUGAAUUCAGAUGACAGAUCUAAAGAGAUAGAUGAAAUUAAGGAGUACCAAUCAGCAAGAUGGGUUACUCCUAUUGAAGCCAUUUGGCGAAUUUACAGAUUUCCCUUAUUUGAAACACAUCCUGGUGUCAUUAACCUUCAGCUACAUCUUGAAAAUUAUCAAUCUCUGACCUUCAAAGAUGAUGCUGAUCUUAGAGAUCUUUUGAAAAGUAAAUUUGCUAAGAAAAGUAUGCUAACUGAAUUUUUCCUUAUGAAUGCUACUGAUGAGAGAGCCAAAACAUUGAAAUGCACAUACAAAGAAUUUCCUGAACAUUUUGUGUGGAAACCUGGUAAACGCAUAUGGGAUAUUAGGCAGCAGAGAGGUUCAAUAGGCCGAAUUGUUACAGCAAAUCCAAGUGAGGGCGAGAGGUACUUCUUAAGAUUAUUGUUAUUGAAUGUAAAAGGGCCAACAUCAUUUGAUGACCUGAAAACUGUCGAUGGUGUUUAUGUUAAUACCUUUAGAGAAGCAGUAAUAAUGAGAGGAUUAUUUGAAUCCAAUAACCCUCAAGAGCAGUGCCUAGAAGAAGCAGCUUUAUACCACAUGCCAUAUAGCUUUAGAAGACUAUUUGCUACUCUAUUAGUUUACUUCACUCCUGCUGAUCCAAGAAGUUUAUGGUUAAAAUUCAAAGAAUCUCUGUCAGAAAAUUUCAAUAGAACUUUGAAUUUGUCAAGCGAUCAGGUACAACAUAAAGUUCUCUAUGAGAUUAGCAAGUUUUUAGAAUCAAUGGGAAAAAACAUUAAUAUGUAUGGAUUAGUACCACGAAUCUUAAAGUUUGAUGAACUGGAUGGAGGUACAAGAGACACAAAUUCUGAGCUAAACUUUAAAGUCAAUGAAGAAGAUAUUGCUGCUAUCUCUAAAUUAAAUAAAGAUCAAAAAGUAGCAUUUGAUACUAUCAUAGAUGCUGUUUUUGUACACUGCAAAGGGAGUUUCUUUAUUGAUGGGCCUGGGGGAACAGGGAAAACAUUCUUGUACCGUGCACUACUAGCUGCAAUUAGAUCAAAGGGAUGUAUAGCUUUGGCAACGGCCUCUUGUGGAGUAGCUGCUUCUAUCUUACUUGGAGGUAGAACAGCCCACUCACGAUUUAAAAUUCCUUUAGACAUGAAUCCUAACAACAUGUGCAAAGUAAGCAAACAAAGGUCAUUGGCAAAGUUAUUACAGCAAGCCAAAUUGAUCAUUUGGGAUGAAGCGCCUAUGACACAUAGAGCAGGAAUUGAGGGAGUAGAUCGUUUGCUUAGAGACCUAAUGGAUAACUCUGAAUUAUUUGGGUCAAAAGUGAUGGUAUUUGGUGGUGAUUUUAGGCAAGUUCUUCCAGUAGUUGUAAAAGGGUCAAAAUCAGACUUUAUCGAAGCUAGCCUUAUAAAAUCUUAUAUUUGGCCUCAUCUGCAGAAAUUAAAAUUGAAGGAAAACAUGAGAGCAAGAUUAGAUCCUGAUUUUAGCAACUACCUUCUUCGCAUAGGUAAUGGAACAGAAAACACAGUUAAAAAUGAAAGUAUUCACAUCUCUCAAGCAUUGCUUCUUCGCUAUACAAAUGAAGAAGAAUCCAUAAAUCAAUUGAUUACAACUGUCUAA
Molecule: messenger RNA, 3339 nt
Organism: Coffea arabica (coffee)
Lineage: Eukaryota; Viridiplantae; Streptophyta; Magnoliopsida; Gentianales; Rubiaceae
Biological process (GO): DNA repair; telomere maintenance
Molecular function (GO): DNA helicase activity
Source: RefSeq, a predicted model, not a curated record